CCAUCAACGGGCAGCAGAAGGAAACGCGGUUUGGACUUCCACCCCACUUCCUCCUCCACCGUUUCCUCUCUCUCUCUCUCUCUCUCUCUUUCUAAUCUCUCUUCCCCAAAACACACACUCUCUCUCUCUCUGCUCUUCUCUAUCAAUCUCACUCUUUCUCUCUCAUUAUUUGGGAUCUCUUCUUUCCAAACCCUAGCCAGCCACUUCAAGUUCACUCGCCACUACUACUGAAACCCCUACUAGAAACCAGAUCACCAUACAUUCCUUACAUAUACGGCCCAGGGAUGCAGUUUUAGGGUUGAACCUUGAAUGGCGAGCUCCGACCCGACGAAGAGGCCCCGCCCGGGUCCCUGGCCACCCGCCCCCGAAUCCACUGCAAUGCCUACGUCUUCUUGGGCCAAGCGGACAGGCUUCCGCCCUAAAUUCUCCGGCGAGACCAAUGCCAGCUAUUCCGGCCAAAUCGUGGCCCGACCGAAGCCGCGGGAGCCCGAUACACAGGUGGAUCUGGAAGCGGCUAGGCCUCGGCCCGCCCCGGCCGUGAACGGGGAGCCCGACGGUGGUAAGGUGGCGCCGGAGGCAGAGAAGAAGGAUAAAGUGGUGACGAGGAGGAGGGACUCCGAUGGAGGAGCGCCGAAGGGAUCGGCCCCUCCUGCCGCCAACGGGCAGGGUGCGGCGGAGCCACCUCCUCCGCCGCCGCCGAGCAGGAGACCUGUGAGGAAUGAAGAGGUUGUGGAUGUGUUGCCUCAAACGGUGGACGAUGAUGGCCUUGUGUCUCGUCACUCGCAUAUGAAGUAUGAGCUCAGAGAUACACCUGGCCUCGUUCCAAUUGGCCUAUACGGACUCCAACAUUACAUUUCAAUGCUGGGUUCUUUAGUUCUUAUUCCGCUAGUAAUUGUUCCGGCAAUGGGAGGCACUUAUGAAGAUACGGCUAACGUGGUCUCAACUGUGCUGUUUGUAUCUGGAGUAACAACACUGCUGCAUACAUCAUUUGGAUCAAGGUUGCCCCUGAUACAGGGUCCAUCUUUCGUCUAUCUUGCUCCGGCACUUGCAAUUAUCAACUCUCCGGAAUUCCUGGGACUGAAUGGCAAUAAUUUCAAGCAUAUUAUGAAGGAGCUGCAAGGGGCUAUAAUCAUAUCUUCAGCCUUCCAGGCGGUACUGGGGUAUACUGGACUAAUGACACUAUUAUUGAGGUUGAUUAAUCCAGUUGUCGUGGCCCCAACUAUUGCUGCAGUUGGACUUUCUUUCUACAGUUAUGGUUUCCCGCGAGUUGGUACAUGUCUUGAGAUUGGUGCAGUUCAGAUCUUAUUGGUUAUUAUUUUCUCUCUUUACCUCAGAAAGAUAUCUCUUUUCGGUCAUAGGGUAUUUCUUACAUAUGCGGUUCCAUUGGGUCUUGCAAUCACAUGGGCGGCAGCUUUUCUACUGACUGAAGCAGGAGCCUACAAUUAUAAGGGCUGUGAUGUAAAUGUACCAGCAUCAAACAUAAUAUCCGAGCACUGCAGAAAGCAUCUUUCCAGGAUGAAGCAAUGUAGAGUUGAUACUUCUCAGGCAUUAAAAUCUGCCCCAUGGUUUAGGUUUCCUUACCCACUACAGUGGGGUACACCUAUCUUCCACUGGAGAAUGGCUCUUGUUAUGUGUGUGGUGUCCUUAAUCUCAUCAGUGGAUUCUGUUGGCUCAUACCAUGCUUCAUCCUUGUUGGUUGCAUCCAGACCUCCGACUCCUGGUGUUCUUAGUCGAGGAAUUGGUCUGGAAGGUCUUUCUAGUAUACUGGCUGGUCUUUGGGGAACAGGGACUGGAUCCACAACUCUAACUGAAAAUGUACACACCAUUGCUGUGACAAAAAUGGGAAGCCGCCGAGCAGUUGAGUUGGGUGCAGUGCUUUUGAUUUUCUUGUCCCUAGUAGGUAAAGUCGGUGGGUUUAUUGCUUCAAUUCCUGAAGUCAUGGUUGCGGCUCUCCUCUGCUUUAUGUGGGCAAUGCUUACAGCAUUGGGCUUGUCGAAUCUACGCUAUAGUGAGCCAGGAAGCUCCAGGAACAUUAUCAUAGUUGGGCUAUCUUUGUUUCUCUCCCUCUCAAUACCAGCGUACUUCCAGCAGUACGGCAUCUCUCCAAAUACCAACUUGUCUGUUCCAAGCUAUUUUCAGCCGUACAUUGUCGCUUCACAUGGCCCAUUUCGCACAAAAUAUGGAGGGCUAAAUUAUGUGAUGAACACAUUGCUGUCCUUUCACAUGGUGAUUGCAUUCCUGAUAGCCGUAAUAUUGGACAACACUGUGCCUGGUAGUCAGCAGGAACGAGGUGUGUAUGUUUGGUCGGAGCCUGAGGCUGCCAAACGGGAGCCUGCGGUUGCCAAAGACUACGAGCUGCCCUUUAGGGUAGGCCGAGUUUUCAGAUGGGUGAAAUGGGUUGGUCUCUGAGAUGUGCGUCUUUAUCAUCAGACACUCAAAGCUCAUCAAAAGCAGUUUUCGAACUGGGCAAAGGAGGUGCUAUCUUGUGACUCUAAAUUAAGCUUAGAUCUCAUAGUAGAACGGAGGCAUGUAAACGUUUUUUUCUUUUUUCUUUUUUUUUGUUUUUGGUUUCCUCAUUUUGUUUUCUGUUUAUUUAAAUUUCUUUUCUUACACGGUGGGACUUCUUGGGGGAUCAUAGUUCUUAUAAGAGGUGAACUAUUUUGUGUACAUUGGAGGAUCUACUGCGUGUUGUACUCUAAAACUGUAAACAAUGUAUGUAGUUUAAAGACAUUGGUCAGAAAGCCCGGCUGGAUUUCUUA
Messenger RNA from Diospyros lotus (date-plum), 2759 nucleotides. RefSeq names its product nucleobase-ascorbate transporter 12. Gene Ontology annotation, molecular function: transmembrane transporter activity. Gene Ontology annotation, biological process: transmembrane transport. Lineage: Eukaryota; Viridiplantae; Streptophyta; Magnoliopsida; Ericales; Ebenaceae. The record is from RefSeq and is a predicted model, not a curated record. The transcript is spliced from 10 exons. Bases 310 to 2409 code for a protein of 699 amino acids. Gene Ontology annotation, cellular component: plasma membrane.